AUGGAGCAGUCCAUGUGUGAGGACUCUUUACAGCCGGCUGAUGUCCCAAAAAUAAUUUUAGUGCGAUUUGAUCAAGAUUGUCAUGAGGCCCGCAACAUUUUUCAACAGAAUGUUGCUGUUGUUCGCAAAUCCAUCCGGAAGAUGUUACGUAAAUACACCCUGGGAUCUGGAGAUAUCGUUCGAUCUCUUAAUAUUUCAAACCUCAAUGGAGCACCUCGGUUCAGGAUACGACUUACGUGCAAUUCAGACCUAAUGUUUUCUUCUGAAGAUCUACUAAUGAAGUCUACAUGGUCAGAAUUGCCAUUCGUCACUGCUGUUUUUGAGCGAGAAUCCACUGAAUGCGGAAAGAAGUUUGUGGGCGAAGCCUUGGACAAAAAUCUGAAACCACCAGAAAGUCUGAAUGAACUAGCUACCCGCCUUGAGAAAGUUGAGAUUUUGCUCAGUUCUUUCGGCUCACCCAAGCAUACGGCAAAUAUGGCGUCAGUGGCAUCAUUAUCCACCGGUAAAAAGAGACCCCGUGCCACUUCAAACCCAGCAUUGACAAAAUCGUUCUCCGAGAAAAUUGACUUCACUCCUUCAUCAGUGAAGGGAAAAAAGUCAAAAGCUUUACCUAGUAACAAAAGCCUUUACGUUUGGCGAACUCCCGCUGAAUUUCUGCUUAACUUGGACGAAGUUAUCGAGUCAGUCGCCUCGGGUCUUUUCGAGGCAAGUGAAUACAUCGACACUUCCCCGUCUAGAGAUGCGGGUCUUCGAGAUGACGAUGAUCAAGCGGACGUCGAUUUAAAUGAAACACUGUCUCCAUUAACAGAGAAGAAAAAGUCGAAGAAAAAAAGGAAUAAGAACCAGUCUGAUUCAAAUACCGGUGAUGAUAGUCUGUUGAACGGCUCCCUAUCUAAACCUAAAAAAAAGAAAAAAAUAGUUGACUAA
Molecule: messenger RNA, 927 nt
Organism: Mesocestoides corti
Lineage: Eukaryota; Metazoa; Platyhelminthes; Cestoda; Cyclophyllidea; Mesocestoididae
Source: the annotation of a GenBank genome assembly